This is a messenger RNA of Chelmon rostratus (copperband butterflyfish), 895 nucleotides long. It is a transcript of the gene crabp1a, whose product is annotated as cellular retinoic acid binding protein 1a. Gene Ontology annotation, cellular component: nucleus; cytosol. Gene Ontology annotation, biological process: fatty acid transport. The record is from RefSeq and is a predicted model, not a curated record. The coding region runs from base 201 to 614 and encodes 137 amino acids. The transcript has 4 exons. Lineage: Eukaryota; Metazoa; Chordata; Actinopteri; Chaetodontiformes; Chaetodontidae. Gene Ontology annotation, molecular function: fatty acid binding.
CGUAAAGAGGAGAGAAACACUCGGGUGUAACAGUGUGAACGCGAGGCUGAGCCCAGAGCAGAGGAGACAGGAGCACAGGGAAGAAGGAGGAGGGUGAGAAAGAGUCAAAGAGAGACAGAGGGAAGAGGAAAGAGAGGGAGAGAGGCAUCAGAGCGUGGAACAGGUUCUUUCGGCAGCCCUUGCACUCAGCCUCUGCAGACAUGCCUAACUUUGCCGGCACCUGGAAGAUGAAGAGGAGUGAGAAUUUUGAUGAACUUCUCAAAGCCCUGGGAGUGAACACCAUGCUGAGGAGGGUGGCCGUGGCAGCGGCCUCCAACCCCCACGUGGAGAUCCGCCAGGACGGGGAGCAGUUCUACAUCAAGACGUCCACCAGCGUGCGCACCACCGAGAUCAACUUCCACGUCGGUGAAGAAUUCGACGAGGAGACGGUGGACGGACGAAAGUGCAAGAGCCUCGCCACCUGGGAGUCCGAGAACAAGCUCCACUGUCAGCAGACUCUGGUGGAUGGUGAUGGCCCCAAAACCUACUGGACCCGGGAGCUGAGCGGCGAUGAGCUCAUACUGACUUUUGGGGCAGACGACGUUGUGUGCACACGAAUUUACGUCCGGGAAUGAAGCUCCGCAACCUUCAUCAGGACAAGGCAGAAACCCAGUUGGACCACAGCUUUCAUUAAACCCAACAAACACUCUGUCACGCUAACACGCUAGCACAUUUGCAAAUUAUCCUGUAUAAUCUCUCAGCAUCGGUCUGCAUAGUCUCCACAAACAGUAGCAAUGUCUCUGUAAUGAUUUGUAGUGAGUAUUGUAUCUGCAGUACAGUAGGUGGAUAUCUCAGUAACAUAUCUGCAACCCUGGUGUCGGCUGUUUACGUAGGAUUUGUUCAUCAGUUGCAUUGA